AAAAAAAAUGCAAACUAGCGGCCAUUUUGACGUCUCUUUUCAAUCGCCACGCUUGAAACGUAGGUAUUGUUUUUCGGUUGAAAUUAUUAUUCUAAAGAAUAAUGGGCGAUCCUUACGGCUCGGGCGAUUAUAGUGGCGGUGGGUAUUCUGCUCAACAGUAUUCUGUGCCACCACCUCAAAUGCCUGCCGGAGAUAGCAGUUAUGGAUCAGGACAAGGAGGAUACGGUCAAAGUAAUUACUCGAACCAAGCUGGAGGCCAGGAGUGGAAUCAAAAUUCAGGGAGCAAUUCUUAUGGAGGCAGCCAACCUGGGAGUAAUUAUGGGCAAAACUUUAACUCCGGCUAUGGGGGGAGUGGGGGUGGCUAUGGCCACGGUAAUGACAGUAAUUACAAUGUGAGCGGGGGUGACAGGGGAGGAAACAGCUACGGCAGUGGAGACCGUGGCAACUCCAAUUAUGGCGGCAACCGUGGAGGCAGUAACUAUUCAGGUGGAGACCGAGGGGGCUAUGAAGGAGGUGACAGAUCAAGCUACAACAGAGAUGGGGGGAAUAGAGAUGGUGGUUAUGGUGGCGGCGGCAGGGGGGGUGGUUUUAAUAAAGGUGGCGGUGGAGGAUACGGAGGCGGGGACCGGGGGGGAAGUGAUAUGGUCACCCAGGAAGACACAGUCUUUAUUCAAGGCAUGAAUCCUUCUACGACAGAAGAUGAGUUAUGUCAACACUUCGGGGCUAUUGGCAUAAUUAAAAUUGACAAAAAAACACAACGCCCGAAAGUAUGGAUGUACAAAGAUAAAUCCACCGGCCAACCCAAAGGCGAAGCGACCGUCACCUACGAAGAUUCAAACGCCGCUUCAUCGGCCAUUCAGUGGUUCGACGGCAAAGACUUCAACGGCGCCACCAUAAAGGUGUCGCUCGCUCAAAGACAAAACACCUGGGCCGGUGGUAAAGGUGGCGGCGGCGGCGGGUUCCGCGGGGGCAGAGGCGGCGGCGGCGGGCGCGGGGGCGGCGGCGGGCGCGGAGGAGGCGGCGGCGGCGGCCCGCCCUCCGGCAAUCGCGAAGGCGACUGGAGAUGCUCCAAUCCUAGCUGCGGAAACACCAAUUUCUCGUGGAGAAAGUCCUGCAAUCGCUGCAACGAGGCGAAACCCGGUGAAUCCGGAGGCGGGGCGCCGUCCGGUGGCGGCGGCGACCGUCGCGGCGGAGGCCCGCCCGGGCGCGGGGGUCGCGGGGGCGGCGGGCGCGGAGGGCCCGGCGGCGGCGGCGGC
This is a messenger RNA of Ostrinia nubilalis (European corn borer), 1256 nucleotides long. RefSeq names its product RNA-binding protein cabeza-like. The transcript has 6 exons. Lineage: Eukaryota; Metazoa; Arthropoda; Insecta; Lepidoptera; Crambidae. The annotation marks the transcript as partial. Gene Ontology annotation, cellular component: nucleus. The record is from RefSeq and is a predicted model, not a curated record. Gene Ontology annotation, biological process: regulation of DNA-templated transcription. Gene Ontology annotation, molecular function: RNA binding; transcription coregulator activity.